Molecule: messenger RNA, 1029 nt
Organism: Lottia gigantea (owl limpet)
Lineage: Eukaryota; Metazoa; Mollusca; Gastropoda; Lottiidae
Exons: 1
Source: RefSeq, a predicted model, not a curated record
UUAUUAUCUCACAUACCUUCAGUUCUAGAGAAUAUAUUAUUAUCUCUCAUACCUUCAGUUCUAGAGAAUAUAUUAUUAUCUCACAUACCUUCAGUUCUAGAGAAUAUAUUAUUAUCUUACAUACCUUCAGUUCUAGAGAAUAUAUCAUUAUCUUACAUACCUUCAGUUCUAGAGAAUAUAUUAUUAUCUCACAUACCUUCAGUUCUAGAGAAUAUAUUAUUAUCUUACAUACCUUCAGUUCUAGAGAAUAUAUUAUUAUCUCACACACCUUCAGUUCUAGAGAAUAUAUUAUUAUCUUACAUACCUUCAGUUCUAGAGAAUAUAUUAUUAUCUCACACACCUUCAGUUCUAGAGAAUAUAUUAUUAUCUUACAUACCUUCAGUUCUAGAGAAUAUAUCAUUAUCUUACAUACCUUCAGUUCUAGAGAAUAUAUUAUUAUCUUACAUACCUUCAGUUCUAGAGAAUAUAUUAUUAUCUUACAUACCUUCAGUUCUAGAGAAUAUAUUAUUAUCUCACAUACCUUCAGUUCUAGAGAAUAUAUCAUUAUCUUACAUACCUUCAGUUCUAGAGAAUAUAUUAUUAUCUUACAUACCUUCAGUUCUAGAGAAUAUAUUAUUAUCUCACAUACCUUCAGUUCUAGAGAAUAUAUUAUUAUCUUACAUACCUUCAGUUCUAGAGAAUAUAUUAUUAUCUUACAUACCUUCAGUUCUAGAGAAUAUAUUGUUAUCUUACACACCUUCAGUUCUAGAGAAUAUAUUAUUAUCUUACAUACCUUCAGUUCUAGAGAAUAUAUUAUUAUCUUACAUACCUUCAGUUCUAGAGAAUAUAUUAUUAUCUUACAUACCUUCAGUUCUAGAGAAUAUAUUGUUAUCUUACAUACCUUCAGUUCUAGAGAAUAUAUUAUUAUCUCACAUACCUUCAGUUCUAGAGAAUAUAUUAUUAUCUUACAUACCUUCAGUUCUAGAGAAUAUAUUAUUAUCUUACAUACCUUCAGUUCUAGAGAAUAUAUUAUUAUCUUACAUACCUUCA